Cavia porcellus (domestic guinea pig) is the source of this 825-nucleotide messenger RNA. RefSeq names its product olfactory receptor 8D2-like. Gene Ontology annotation, molecular function: olfactory receptor activity; odorant binding; G protein-coupled receptor activity. Gene Ontology annotation, cellular component: membrane. Gene Ontology annotation, biological process: sensory perception of smell; G protein-coupled receptor signaling pathway. The record is from RefSeq and is a predicted model, not a curated record. Lineage: Eukaryota; Metazoa; Chordata; Mammalia; Rodentia; Caviidae.
AUGACUACUUCGAACUACUCUUCUGUGACUGAUUUCAUCCUUGAAGGGUUAAUAAAACAUCCAGAGCUUCAGUGGGCACUCUUUCUCUUGUUUCUUGGAAUCUACAUGGUCACAGUGGCAGGCAAUCUGGGCAUCAUCCUCUUGGUCAUCGUCAGCUCUCAACUUCACUCUCCAAUGUAUUAUUUUCUCAGUCAUUUGUCCCUCAUUGACCUGUGCUACUCCUCAGUCAUUACCCCUAAAAUGCUGGUGAACUUUCUGUCAGAAAGGAACUUUAUCUCCUUCCUGGAGUGCAUGACUCAGCUUUACUUCUUCCUUGUUUUUGUCAUUGCGGAAGGCUACCUUCUGACGGCCAUGGCCUAUGACCGUUACGUUGCUAUUUGCAGGCCACUGCUUUAUAAUAUUGUUAUGUCUCACAGGGUCUGCUCCAUAAUGAUGGCUGUGGUAUACUCACUGGUGACUCUGUCUUGCUCCAGCACUCACAUUAACGAGGUACUGCUGUUUAUUAUCGGAGGAGUUAAUACCUUAGCACCUAAUCUAGCUGUCCUCAUCUCUUAUGGUUUCAUUCUCUCCAGCAUCUUCCAUAUUCGCCCCAGUGAAGGAUGGUCCAAAGCCUUCAGCACUUGUAGCUCCCAUCUCAUGGCAGUGGGCAUCUUUUUUGGGUCUAUAACAUUCAUGUAUUUCAAGCCCCCUUCCAGCAAUAUGGACCAGGAGAAAGUGUCUUCUGUGUUCUACACCACAGUGAUUCCCAUGCUGAAUCCCCUGAUCUAUAGCCUGAGGAACAAGGAUGUGAAGAAUGCAUUGAAGAAAGUGGUUGUGCAGAUGUAG